Linum tenue is the source of this 1244-nucleotide messenger RNA. The record is from the annotation of a GenBank genome assembly. NCBI's taxonomy places the organism in Eukaryota, Viridiplantae, Streptophyta, Magnoliopsida, Malpighiales, Linaceae.
GCUAGUUUUCCCCACUGGCAACACCCAAUAUUCCGAAAUCUACGCCAAGUCCGGCGAACGUCGCCUGCGCUUCUCUUUCCCGACCUCCACCAUUUCUCUUCUCGGCUUCCGGCUCCGGUAGACUGCAGCUGCCUCCGGGUUUCUUGCCGCCGCCUCCUAUCGUCUCCCGUUCUUCAUCAGCUUCUGCAGCUGUCCUCCGAGUCUCGGGCGUUACCUGCAACUUCUGUCUUCCGAUCUCACUUUAAUCAGCGGUGACUCCAACCUAUCUCUCUCUCUCGCUACUACUCAACGGACCAAUCCAUAGGGAGGCAAGCUGGUCUAACUGACCAUGAGGCAUCAGAAUUUGUAGCAAGAAAUGAACGAAUCAUCUAUAACUACUCCGAGGUUUACUUACAUUAAUGAUCAAAAGGGCCCUUCCGCAGCAAUUGACAUGCAUCAUGUAAUAGUUCGCCAAAGCAAUUUGAAGGCUUUGUUAGUUUGCCUUCUUGCUUUUUGUUUCCCUGCCAAUGGAUUCUACCUCUUCAUGGUCCUGGUGGGAUAAAUCACCUUUCAUUCUUUUGUGGAGUUUACUGUUGAGUUCAAUCCUUCUCAAACUUGGUAUUGGAAAUUCUGUUGUGAAAGAGUCGGUUGUGAUCCUGCCACGUUUCGGGGUUCAACUUGAAACGCAUUAUAGAAGUGGAAGAGUAUUGCGCCAUUUCGUGCCAGUGAGCAAGAUUGUAAAGCCAGUGUUGCUGGAGCAUGUGAGUCCGGUCACUUGCUACUGGCUUUUGUCUAUGAUUUUGCAGAAGGAAGAAGAACUGACUCCGGUUUUCAAGGAGUUGCACCCGCCUUUGAAGAUGCUGGUUCCUAUAUGGAAGGCAUUGUGUGGUGCUGUCUCUGGAGAUAAGGACUCUUCCCUACAUUCAUCUGUAGAAGAUUAUGGACAGAGUGUUUUUAGUUAAGUUUGACAAAUUGGAUAAUCAGAUCGAGGAAAGAAGAAGAGCUUAAAAGUUCACUUGACCCUGGGUUUAUAGGUCUUUCCUUCUUAUACUAGUCUGCCCCUGAUUUGAAUAUGUUCGAAGUCACAAAAAUGGCCUCAAUCUCAACUGUUAUCCAAUGGCUACAGGUUGUAGUAUGAACACUGCCUUGUCAAAAUGACUAGUUAGUGGGUGCAUUGUCUUGUGCAAGUCUGCAACAUGCGUGGUUGACUUAUUGCCUCACAGUUUUAUACUCUUGUUUGCUUGGUCAGUCCACUCAAGUCCAAC